UUUUAUUCUCUGCGAAGGUUGCUGUUAGAUUAUUGCAAUGGCAAGAACAAAGCAAACGGCUCGCAAAUCAACUGGUGGUAAAGCUCCCCGAAAGCAGCUCGCCACUAAAGCGGCUCGUAAGAGCGCUCCUGCUACCGGUGGCGUUAAGAAGCCUCACCGCUACAGGCCUGGCACGGUAGCUCUGCGAGAGAUCCGUCGCUACCAGAAGUCUACCGAGCUCCUUAUUCGUAAGCUGCCUUUCCAGCGUCUUGUGAGAGAAAUCGCUCAGGAUUUCAAGACUGAUCUCCGUUUCCAGAGCUCCGCUGUCAUGGCUUUGCAGGAGUCCAGCGAGGCUUACUUGGUGGGUCUUUUCGAAGACACCAACUUGUGCGCCAUCCACGCCAAGAGAGUAACCAUAAUGCCCAAGGACAUCCAGCUAGCUCGCCGCAUUCGUGGAGAGCGAACUCGGAAAGUUGCAGCAUUCAGUUUUUUCUCUGUAACAAUGCCUGAGCCGAAAGCCGCCCCUGCCCCCAAGAAGGGGUCCAAGAAAGCCGUUUCUAAGAGCCAAGCCAAAGGUGGGAAGAAACGCAGAAAGACCAGGAAAGAAAGCUAUUCCAUCUAUGUGUACAAGGUACUGAAGCAAGUUCACCCCGAUACGGGCAUCUCCUCUAAGGCGAUGGGCAUCAUGAACUCCUUUGUGAAUGAUAUCUUUGAGCGUAUCGCCGGUGAGGCUUCUCGCCUUGCGCACUACAACAAGCGCUCGACUAUUUCUUCCCGGGAAAUCCAGACUGCUGUGAGGCUUCUGUUACCAGGAGAACUUGCUAAGCACGCCGUCUCGGAGGGCACCAAGGCAGUUACCAAGUACACCAGCUCCAAAACCACUGUCCCUCACUCGGGCAUAAGUCCGUUUAGGUUAGAUUUUCUUAUGCCAUACGGCCUUUCGUUACGGCAGUGGAGUGCGAACAAAUCCGACGAAAUAAAAAAGCCAAAUCGCAAUAUAGGGCAGAAAUGGUUCGAAUCAGGCUCAAAGUGCGACUCUUUUCUUAUUCUUCACUUAAUACAUACCUUUGUUUGUAGUGUAUACUUGUGGUCUUUUGGCGAAAUGGCAAGAACGAAGCAAACGGCUCGUAAAUCAACUGGUGGCAAAGCUCCCCGAAAACAGCUCGCCACUAAAGCAGCUCGUAAAAGCGCUCCUGCUACCGGUGGCGUAAAAAAGCCUCACCGUUACAGGCCUGGCACGGUGGCUCUGCGAGAGAUCCGUCGCUAUCAGAAGUCUACUGAGCUGCUUAUCCGCAAGCUGCCUUUCCAGCGACUUGUGAGAGAAAUCGCUCAGGAUUUCAAGACCGAUCUCCGUUUCCAGAGCUCAGCCGUCAUGGCUCUGCAGGAGUCCAGUGAGGCUUACUUGGUGGGUCUGUUCGAAGAUACCAAUUUGUGCGCCAUCCACGCGAAGAGGGUUACUAUAAUGCCCAAGGACAUCCAGCUGGCUCGUCGUAUUCGUGGAGAGCGUGCAUAAGGACAUGCGUUAUUGUGUAAAUUUGAUAAAACGGCUCUUUUCAGAGCCACCA
Molecule: messenger RNA, 1544 nt
Organism: Polypterus senegalus (gray bichir)
Lineage: Eukaryota; Metazoa; Chordata; Cladistia; Polypteriformes; Polypteridae
Exons: 4
Coding region: 38-1492 (484 amino acids)
Cellular component (GO): nucleosome
Molecular function (GO): structural constituent of chromatin; protein heterodimerization activity; DNA binding
Source: RefSeq, a predicted model, not a curated record